AUGACAAUGCCAACACAAUUCCAAGUAAUUCAUCCUCCAGCUCAGAACCAAAUGCCCGGAGCCCAUAUGCAUACGCCUCCUUCAAUAUUUGAACAUAUGAUGGGCCAACAAAAUGCGCCUCAUGAGCCAGGUUCUUGGUCGCAGAUGCCUCAGAUACCACCGAUGUACAUGCCAUGGAGUAUUCCAAGUAUGCAGCAAUCCCAAAUGAUGAGAUUUACUGGAGAAAAACCAUCAUUUGUUCCUCCUGCUCCUGCUCCUGUCCAUCAAAAGAGAAAACUUGAUAUUCCUGAUAUUCCUGAAACAAGACCAACUAAACAAUUUAUAUCAGAAGAAAAAAUGGCAGCACACUUCAGAAAUAUGCAUAUAAGUUCUAAUUACAAUCCAAUACCAUCGUGUUCAUCCUCAACAGACUACAAUGUUCAGCCAUCAACUAGCAGUCAAGUCGACCUAAAUGUCGAAAGCAGUACAUUGAAUGUAGAAAAUAGUAAAAGUAUGCAUCCAAGACUGGUGAUAUCUGAGGAGCUUAGACGAAUUCAACAAGAACCAUUAAUUCCUACUUCACUGCUAUCUAAAUUCUUUGAUUGCAGGGAGCGACCGUCCAUGGCUUUGGUUCUUUGGGAACCUCCAAGUAAACAUCUGAGAACAUUUAUCACCCAAGCCGGAAUACAACUGCCGCCUACUAGUGCUAACAGUAACGAAGAAGAUAACAACAACAAUAGUAAUAACAACAACAAUAAUAAUAACAAUUACAAUAAUCUUAAUCUUAAUAAUAAUAAUAACAACAACAACAGUCAAUCAAUGCCGAAUUUGAACCAGCCAUUGGAACCGGGUAAUCUGGAAUUAGAACCUAUGGAUCUUUAA
Molecule: messenger RNA, 861 nt
Organism: Cotesia congregata
Lineage: Eukaryota; Metazoa; Arthropoda; Insecta; Hymenoptera; Braconidae
Source: the annotation of a GenBank genome assembly